Molecule: messenger RNA, 11331 nt
Organism: Acanthoscelides obtectus
Lineage: Eukaryota; Metazoa; Arthropoda; Insecta; Coleoptera; Chrysomelidae
Source: the annotation of a GenBank genome assembly
AACAUUUUUGACAUUUGCAGUUGUUUAGCAAAUUUAACAUAGGUUAUUCUAAGAUUAUUGAUUUACUAAGAAUUUAUCAAACACCAGAAUAACUUUGUCGUGUCAUUAUAUUUUUUGUGAAUAUUUUGGUUUUUCCGUUGCAGUUUCCGUCACUUGUUUUCUAGAUCGUGGUCUCGUAUGUCAAAGAAACGUCAUUUCCCUGCUGGCUGCUCCCCACUCAAACCCAAUUUUCGUGUUGUUCAACGAUUCAGUAUGGCGAACGUUUAUCAGGAAGCACCGAAAAUGUGCUGAAAAGUAGUUAUUUGAUUAUAUUUUCCUUUAUUUAGGUGUUAAUAAGUGAUUUAGUGAGCAAUGACUUCUUUACAAUACGUAGUGCAUCCCUUACCGGGCAGCGAGGAACAGUUUAACGACAGGUUAAGAGAAGUAGCAGAUAGAAUCAACCGAUUAGGACAAAAUACCCACCCUGGACUAUCUAGCUUGAGAACUGGAAUCAAACGCAUUUGCCUAUCCUCAAAUUACAUAGCAUUAUUACUUGAGGAUGAAGAGUAUGCAGAGUUUCCUACAAUGUUCUGUCUGACAGACUGGAUUUGAGUAAAAAUGAGAAAAAAUCAUGGACAUUACGCAGUUCAGGAGGCAGUGGGGGCGGCGGAUCCGGUGGCGGUGGAGGCGGCGGGGGAGGCGGAAAACCGGCAGGGGGCGGCCGCCAGAUUCGCACCAGAGCCAGAAUCAUGCGCUCCAACACAGCCAUUAGAGGUGGGAGCAAUAGUGGCAGUCGUGGUGCCCCCGUGAUCAUAGGAACAAGCACAUCGAGUAGUGGACGACCGAUGGUAACAGUUCCAGCUCCAUAUGUCCCUGAAGAACUGGUUUCACAAGCACAGGUGGUGCUUCAAGGCAAAAGCAGAAACUUGAUAAUUAGGGAAUUGCAGAGAACCAACUUAGAUGUGAACCUGGCAGUGAACAAUCUUCUAUCCCGAGAUGACGAAGAAGGCGAGGAAGGAGACGAUGCAGCCGAUUCUUACGUUCCUGAAGAUCUAAUCUCGCUUUUAGAUGGUGGCUUUCACACAGACCAUUCAGUCAUCAUUGAUGCUGACGCUAUGUUUUCAGAAGAUAUGUUUGGAUAUUCUGGAAUGAGAGGACGCAGCAGUCAAAGUGGUAGUGGCCCCAGUGGCAGCGGACGUCGUAGCAUGGCUGAUAGAGAUGCACCCAUUACUAGUUCCGAUAGAGAAAGGGAAAAUUUCUCAAGAUGGAGAGACAGACAAUACUUAGGACCCAGAAGAUGGUUGGAGACGGCUCUUAGAGACCCAUACGAGAAAGAUUCAGAUCAUAAGAAGAAAGACAGCGCUUGUCCACUGUGGAUUUCGGAUGAUUUGGAAUUUUGGCCAGAGCCAGCGCCUAAGUUCAUACAAAUAGCAACUUUGUACAGUGAAUUGAUCGCCCUUUCUUCAACUGGUCAACUGUAUCAGUGGAAAUGGAGUGAACAUGAACCUUACAAACAUCCUGAGAACCCCAAUGUCCAUCAUCCAAAAACAAUCCCACUGGGUUUAGCAAACGAGAAGAUUACCCAACUUUCAGCAUGUUGUACACGCUGCUCUGUUGCAUCAGAAACCGGGAAAGUGGCAACGUUUAUAGAUGAGGGUCUGACUAUGGUUGCUGGGAAAUUAGAACAACCCGCGCAGGCAUAUACUGAGUUCCAGACGGACAAGAUCGUUCAGUUGUACACUUGUCCCUUGUACACUGUUGCCAGAUUGGACAGUGGAAGUCUAUAUUGGUGGGGUGUCCUACCAUUCACCCAACGCAAACGCCUAUGGGAGAAGUACCGCGCCAAAUGCCGCAAACAACGCCCAAGCACGAACGCUUCCCAAUCUGAGAUCGUCACUGGGUCCCAAGUGUGCAUGAAGAACAGCCCCAUGUACCAGACGGGCGCCAUUGGGAUCACAAUCGUGGGUAGCGUACCCAAAGUGGGCCAGCUGAUGAACGCAGCAUGGACGCUGAGUGACACCUGCACGUUCAAGGUGCUGAAUGUGAACGGUGGAAGUAGUACUAAUGGGGCAACUGGGGGCGAGAAGGCGGAGAAAAAGACAGAAAAUUUGACAGCAAAUCUAAGUACCAAAAACUCGUCAAAAGAAAAUACUGACAGACUUGAUAUGCCACCACCACCAUCUCCUGCAUCUAGUACAUGCAGUGAUACAGGCAGCAUCACCAAUAGUCACAAACGUCAAAAACGUCUGACCGCGUCGUUGUCAGCUAACGACGCAUCAUCUUCCUCACUGGACCAGCGUAAAGACGAAGAAGAAUGGUUGUUGAGGGACGUGGUGUUUGUGGAGGACGCCAAAGGCGCUCCAGUCGGCAGGGUACUCAAAGUAGAUGGCGCUUAUGCGGCAGUCAAGUUCCCCUCCACAUCGCAGAACAGAGAUCGAGAAGGCAAGGAAGAUGACAUUUGCGUCCUGCUAGAUUGUAGGUUGAUGAGAAAGGAUGACCUACAGGUGAUAAAAUCCUCUUCAACGUCUCGCACACCAGACUGUUUCCAACGCACACCGCGCCGCGUCCAGAUCCCGGAAGUAGCCUCGCCAUCAUCCGGCGGCAACGGCCAUUACGGCGGCUCGGCCAAGAUCCUGACGUUGGCCGUGGACACCAGAGGCGUGCACACAAUUGUGCGCAACGGGGACAAGCUUAACUAUGUGCUGUACAAUGUGAGCAGCGGUAGAGUGGAGAGAGACAAUCAGCUUCCGGGCAAUUUCAUGGCGUUCAUGGGCGCUGGGGCUGGGAAUGUCGAACUGACGUGUGCAGGGGAGAGCUCUGAAUCAGUGUUGAUUCUCCGUGACGGCAACAACACUAUCUACCCAUUGGCCAGAGACUGUGCCGACGCCAUUCGUGACCCGCAACCCUUGGACUUGCCGCCUGUCAAGUGCAUUGCCACCGGGUCUAUAGCACUGCUUGGCGCAACCGGACCUAAUAUCAAGAAUCAAGCUGCUGUUGUAGUGUUCGCAUUGGAACAGCAGUUGCUGAUGCCUAGGAUACUCAGGUGUGACGUUGAAGGUGUCAGGCAAAUGCUGGCGCAACUUGAUAGCGACAUAAAAACACAUAACUUGGCAGCAUUGUCAUUUUUAACUGAGAGGUGUGACGGCAAUAGAAACGUUUUCCAUGCUGUAGUCAACAUGUGUACGCCUACAUCAAACAAAGAUUCUGAUAGUGAAACCCAACAAUCAUUCAGCCAAGACGACCCGAUGCCUACAGGCAACUGGCCGCCAGAAUUCGAGGUAGCAUCUGGCGAUGAAGACAGCCUGAUGAGCCUAAACAAGGGGAGUGGUGGAGCUGUUGGGGGUGCGAACGCAGGAACUAACUGCGGCGGAAAUGGUACCACUGCGGGGGUUGGUCCUCCCCCGUUGGAUCCGGCUGAAAGAAGAGCGAAUGCACUGCAGAUCCUCCGAACGUUGCUGUAUGAUUCCGCUGCGGUCGAGGCGCAUCUUGUUGAACUGCUGUGUGCUAAGGAUGCCCAAGGCCAAACACCAUUUAUGUUGGCAGUAUCAUCUCGUAGCUACCCAGCUGCGCUAGAAUUGUUUGAAAGAAUCAUGAAGUAGGAACACCAGAAGACAGGAACGAAAUGAUCUUCCCUAAAGGAUCCAACCCAGAUCACUCCCCACUACAUGUUAUUUGCUGCAAUGAUACUUGCAGUUUCACGUGGACUGGAGCAGAACACAUUAACCAGGAUAUCUUCGAGUGCCGCACAUGCGGGCUGACGGGAACCCUAUGUUGCUGUACAGAAUGUGCCAGGGUGUGUCACAAAGGGCACGAUUGCAAGCUGAAACGCACCAGCCCUACAGCGUACUGCGACUGUUGGGAAAAGUGCAAAUGCAAAGCGUUGAUAAUGGGCAGUCAACAUGUUAGAUAUGCUCUGUUGACCAGGCUUAUCAAGGAGACUGAUCUUGUCACGUUACCCAACUCUAGGGGUGAGAGUAUACUUUUGUUUUUGGUUCAGACUGUUGGCCGGCAGAAUCAGGAACAGAGGCAAUUUAGGAAUUCCAGACCCAGAACAGCAUCGUCUAAUUCAAGAAAUAAGACACCAUCAUCAGAUAUCGAAUCUGACAUGCCCGAUCACGACUUGGAACCGCCUCGCUUCAGCCGUCGCGCUCUAGAGUGUCUGCUAGGCGACUGGAAGGCCGUGAAAAGUACCAUCAUGUCCGGGGUACCAACGGAAUCUACAACCGAUUCAGCAGAACCGGAUGACGGAGAUAGACCAUACGUGGUCGGACAGACGGGCACGACACUGUUGGAUAAGUUCACGCACUGUUUGUUUGUCAAAUGCCAAACCGCCACGGAUGCUCUGCUGGAAACAAUUGUUGCGGAGAUGAAGAGUAAAGAGCUGGAGAGGAGAGAAAUGGCGGCUGUGGUUGCAAGAAGAUUUGUCAGGUCUGUGGUGAGGAUCUUCGUCAUAUUCAGCAUAGAGAUGGUACCGAAUUGCCUCAAAAGACAACGGUUCACGAACCAAAAUUUGUUACUCACGAAGUGUAAGAGGGUAUUCCAGUCUCUGUCGAAAAUAUCCAUCGAAGAGCUUUGCGAAACUGCUGAUUCGCUUAUUGCUCCUGUGAGACUGGGCGUGGCCAGACCGACAGCUCCGUUUCCAUUGGCCACCUCACCAAAUGAAAUCCUAAACGGGUCAGAAGAACUGUUCCUGGUAGAUCCAUUGGCGCCUUCAUCUGCUGCCGGAAGCAGAUCUAUCCCAGACCCGCCAUCCUCUCAAUUCCCUUUCUUGGCGGAAGCAGUAAGAAGAGCUGUUCGAGCUAGAGAUCUCUUGAAUGAAAUUAAUGACGGAGAAAGUAUGGCGAUCGAUCAAGACGACGACGCGGCCAGCGAUCACGAAGGCGACCCAUCGAACGGAACCGGCGUCGGAGGUGACGCUCCUCUCCCCGCCUCCUCGGGUACCGGGUCAGUCGGGGGCGGCGAUCCAUCAUCCCGUCGCGACUCUCCGACAGCCCCAGCUACCGAAUCGGAGGAAGCGCGUGACGCGGGGGCGGGCGGCGAUGCUGCCGACAGCGAUCCCGAGUUGGAUUUGUUGGCCGAGACAGAGUCUGACAGCGAUGAUAAUCACAGCAAUCAGGACGCGCAGUCGGCACAGAGGUCCGUACAGACUGGGGCGACAGCGGGGAGUGAUACUGGUGGUAUGCUGCUCUUCCCUGAAGAUGAGAGCGGCGAUUCUAGCCAACAGGAAGAAGAAGAAAGUGAAGCUGGCGAGACGGACGAACAGGACACCGAGGAUUAUACCCUUACAGAAGACCAACUGGAGAGAAGAAGUGCCGGGGGCCAUGGAGGAAGUUCCAAUGCAGCAGGUAGCAGUCACCGUUCAAAUUUGGCUCCCCAAAACAUGCAGUGGGCCAUUAGGUCAGCCAGGGAAGCUGCCAAUGGAAGCGGUAGUGGAAGACCUGGUCAAGGCGUACGUUUGCCCAAUGGAUCCAAUCUUGUCUUCAUUGAUCCAAGUUCAUUGAGAAGAUCGACGACUACAGCAGGAGGUAGCAGUGGAGCAGCUGCGGCAGCUGCUGUAGCAGCUGGUCAAGAACCCAUAACAAUGGCGACUACCGCGAGUUGUCUUGCCAGAGCAUUUGGAAUUGUGAUAAGGGAAAUUGCCGACUUGCUUGCUUUGAUGCCAGAUAUAAACCAAAUAACGUCUUCAAAUGCAAAUGUAAUGGAAGUGUAUCAAGACGACAUUUAUAAUGUGCAAAUUUAUUUGGAGUUCCGCCUGAAAUCGACUUGGGACUGGCUGUUAACUGUGAUGGACGCUACCGAAGCUCAACUGAAGUUUGGUGCUUCGUUGACGAACUCUUUAGAUCCCAGUGUUGGAACACAACAAUACACUGCAUCUACAAGCGGCACAAGUACUUCAAGGCAAAGUAACAGACUACCCGUGUCUAACACAACCAGCUCGUUUGGAAAUAGAAUUGUUGGUUUUUCGACGAAUGUUGAAGGAGGAAGAUCUAGAGCUGAAAGAGAAAGCGACUCCCAGCACGCAGCCCGUCGUGAAUUCCUCUCCUACUGCCUAUCCCUGAUGCGCGCCCACAACAGCGAACACCUCGACUCGCUCCCCGUCCUCGACGUCUCCGCCUUAAAGCACGUCGCUUACGUGUUCGACGCGCUGAUCUACUUCAUGCGCUCGGGCAACGCGGACAGCGUCGGUGUGGGCGGGGCCAGUGCAAUCGGGGGCGGAGUGAGAGUAGCGGCCGAUGGACGGCACGACGGCGUGCUUCUGCCCGCCUCCUGGGCCGAUCAGGACGAAAACGAGAACGAAGAGGCCGAGGAGGAUAUCCCAGUGGCGAUGGACACAGAGUCGCUAGACGAUCAGGAUGUGUCUAAUUUGGCGGCGAAUAUCAGCAGUAAUUUGAGUACUUCGUUGGCCAGUAAUAGCGGGAAGGGGAGGAAGCACACCUUCUUCCAGAGAUCAGAGUCAACCCUUUGUCUUGGAUGCCCACCCCCGGAUCCCUUUGAUACGCCUAUGGCUGAAGCGUUGCCAUUGGCUGAUCAGCCUCAUCUGCUGCAACCUAAUGCUAGGAGGGAGGACCUUUUUGGUAUACCUAAGCAAUCUGUCACCUUGACAUCAUCAGGUGUCAACUCUGGCAAUCCUUUAGAAUCACUGCCAACCAAACUCAGUCUGUCCACCCGUACCUCCGAUUAUGCCAUGAGCCAGCCUGCCAGGGCGAAUCAGCCUAUAUCUAGGUCACUGAAUGUAAUGGGACCCAAUCCUUUGGUAUACCCACAGACGUAUCGACCUGACGAUUACACAAGAGAAGCACAACAACAAACUGAUGAUGCAAUGAAUGGAGAGACGAGAAGAAAUAGAGCGGAUAGUGAAAGUAACAUGGAAGUUUCAAAUGACAGACCCCAGGAUCUUUCUAAAAGCAGGGAUAAUCAAGAAGAACUAUAUGCCAACAAUGAUAGUCAAACCAUAUCACGUCCACAAAUAAUUGUUUCAGCCAGGAAAUCUGAAAAUGUUUGGGAAAUAGCUAGCCAAAACGAACAGAUGUCCCAGACCUCGUCUCAUGUGUUAGGCACAAAUGACUCGUCACAAGAUAUGAGUAGCCAAAGUACGAGUAUAAGUACUAUUUCUAGUUGUUCUACGCCGUCUACAAGUUCUUCUAGGAGUCCUGCUAAAAGUGUUAUUGUGAGAGCUGGAUCUUCUAAUAGCCAUAAAGCACCGGAAUCCGAGAUUUUAUCCUCGGCGGAGAUUCCACAACCAGAAACUCUCGAAAAUCAAGAGAUCUCUGCCAAUGUAACUGUAAUAACUACUCCAAGUGUACCCCCAGAAAUACAAAGACCUACUGUUGGACAAUCUGUAUCGCAUGAUCUACUUCUGGGAAGGUGGAGACUUUCUCUGGACUUGUUUGGCAGAGUGUUCAUGGAAGACGUAGGUUUAGAGCCUGGAUCGAUCGUUUCUGAGCUUGGUGGGUUUCCUGUUAAAGAAGCUAAGUUUAGGAGAGAUAUGGAAAAGCUGAGAAAUAACCAGCAGAGAGAUUUGACACUAUCAAAGAUUGAGCGAGACCGUACACAGCUGCUAGUCCAGACUUUCAAAGAGCUGAACACCCAGUAUAACAGCUACAAUCGACGCGCCUCCUCAUCGGCAUCGCCUCCGCUUGCAGUCAGUCGGGUGAAGGUGACGUUCAAGGAUGAGCCGGGAGAGGGCAGUGGUGUCGCUCGCAGUUUCUACACGGCGGUCGCGCAGGCCAUACUGUCCAACGAGAGUUUGCCCAAUUUGGAGCCGGCGCAAGUCGACAGCAAAUAUUCGCAGUACAGCGUUCUUCAGAGGCUGCGUCGAGAUCGCGACGUGCUGCGACGCUCCGCUCCGUCGCGCACCGGUUCGAGCAAGUCACGUGACCAGCAGCACCGGCGCACGUUGAGCGUGGACGCGCGGCCGUUUCAGCCGGCGCAAGACGCGCCCGCCAAUGCGCAGGCGCAGCAGCUGCUGUUGCUAGAAGGCGGCAGCGUGGCCGGCGCAGGCAGCGCUCCGUCGAUGCCGGACAUCUCGGCGGCGCCGGGCGGUACCGGUGGCGCGGGAACGGGAGGACUUAACAGCGGGGCACCGGUGCAGAGGAAUGAACAUCUUACGGUGCAACAGCAACAGCUCGGAGAUAGGCUGUAUCCUAGGGUAUACAAUUUGCACCCGACGUUUGCCGGAAGGAUAACGGGAAUGUUAUUGGAAUUAUCACCUGCCCAACUUUUACUGCUAUUGGCCUCGGAGGACUCUCUUAGGGCGAAAGUGGAAGAAGCUGUAGAAAUGAUCCUAGCACAUUCACAUUCUCAGUCAGAGUUGACAUCAGAAGCUUUAUUAGAAUUAGACGUAUUUUCGCUGAACGACCGAGGUGCUAGGAAAUCGGGAAGCGCGCGAUCAGGCGGUGACAAUCCUGAGGAUGCAGCUCAGCUGCAAAACCAAGAAGAAGAUGACAAUGCACCUCUGUUCUACUGUCCCGGAAAGAGAGGUUUCUAUGCGCCUAGGCAAGGCAAAGCGACUUACGAAAGGUUGAAUGCUUUUAGGAACGUUGGAAGGUUAUUAGGUCUAUGUUUGUUGCAAAAUGAACUAUGUCCGAUAUUUCUGACCAGGCAUGUACUAAAGUCCAUCCUAGGCAGGCCAAUCAAAUUCCACGAUCUAGCUUUCUUUGAUCCUGUCGUUUACGAAUCGUUGAGGCAACUAGUCGUGGAUGCAGAAAGUAAAGAUGGCAAUAGCUUGUUUUCGGCCCUUGGUCUAAACUUCACAUUAUUUUGUUCCAGGAUUGAUCUUUGCCCUCAAGAAGGAAGUGGAACGGUUGAGCUGAUGCCUGGUGGUAAAGACAUUGAAGUUACAGCAUCAAACGUUUACGAUUAUGUUAGGAAUAUGCCAAAUACAGAAUGGUGAAAGUACAGGAGAAGGCAAUCGAGAGUAUCCGUACUGGAGUGUUCGACGUCCUUCCCGAAGGUUCCCUGGACGGGCUGACCGCCGAGGACCUACGGCUGCUGUUGAACGGCGUCGGCGACAUAAACGUCGCCGUGCUCAUUUCGUAUACGUCGUUCAAUGACGAAUCGGGCGAGAGCGGCGAACGAUUGGUCAAGUUCAAGCGGUGGCUGUGGUCGAUCGUUGAGAAGAUGACGCAUCUAGAACGACAGGAUUUGGUGUACUUCUGGACGGGCUCCCCAGCGUUGCCAGCGAGCGAGGACGGUUUCCAGCCGAUGCCUUCGGUAACGAUCCGGCCCGCAGACGACGCCCAUCUCCCCACCGCCAACACUUGCAUCUCCAGACUGUACAUCCCCCUUUACAGCAGCCGCACCGUCCUGCGCCAGAAGCUGUUACUAGCCAUCAAGACCAAAAACUUCGGAUUCGUCUAGGUCAGAACGGCGAAGGCGAACGUUCCGUUACGUCGUUGUAUUCUUUUUUUUUGUUUCUUCUCCGUGUACAUUAGCACAACUAUCUAGACUCUUUUUGUGAUCCAAAAUAUGCUAAUACUAUCAGUCGUGAUCAGCAAGGGAAUGCUUCAUAUAAGUUCUUCGGUCGAGGGCAGUGAGAAAUUUGAGUUGAAUGAUGAAAUGGCUGGCAAAGCUAAGCGGGUGCAUGGAUAACUGAGGUUUUUUGAGAUUUUUGUAUGCGAUAUAGCUACAUAGAUUUAUUUCAGAAGCGGGAUGGAAAUGAAUUCUUUCUUGCGGAUUCUGUGCUGCUGCUUAGAAAUGGUGGGGUGUGAGUGAGAAAGGGGCAAAAUACAAGGUUCUAUUUAGUGCAGGACACAUUUUCUUUAGGUAAAAUAUGGAUAUUGGAUUCAGAUUCUUUUCCAAAGUAGGUUUCACUUGCGUAUUGACUCAUGUUAAUUUAACAGUUGACAGUUUUUAAUAUAACAUUAUUUGAUUGAUAUAUUUAUGAUGGAUUCAAAAAAACCGUUUUUUGAGAAUUUCCAUCCAAAUUGGUUAAUUCGAAUAAUCUAAUUACAUUUUAGUUAAGGCCCGCAUUUAUACUCGAUCGUCGAUGAGUGCCCGUUAGGUUUGAUCAACCCUUGGAUUUCAAAUGAUCCAUAGCAGAGAGCGCAGAUUAACAUCUGAAUUUUACAGUAGACUGUGACAAUUGUCAUGAUAGGUUUUCAAAAUUUCUGAAAUUUCCUACAUUUUCGAAUACUUGAAUAUUUUCAAGAUUUUGAAAAUCUUUGAAAUCCUCCAAAUGUUGACUUUCAAAGUCUAUGGUGACAACUGCGACAACCCACUGAGAAAUGCAAGUGUGGAAUCUACACUAAGGGCCGUAUCGUCAAUCGUUCCUACAGUUGUUGUAAGAGGGUUCCUUAAUUUUCCUAGUAUUUUCUCUCCUUCAGAAGGGAUUUUUUUAGAUUUCUGUUUCGCGUCAGCGCCCUCCUAUUGUGGGGUUAUUCUUUCUUUUUGAAUCUUGAGAAAUUUCAGGCUGCUAAAACAGAUGAUAGAAAUAGAAAUCAAGUUUCAUCAGCCUGAAAUAUCCUAGAAAUCAAAAAGAAAAUAUACCCUCAAAAUAUAGCACUUACACGAAACAGUAGAAAUCUGGAAUACCCCUGCCUCUCUAAAGGACAGGAAAGUCUAUGAAAAUCAAGGGACGUCCUUCACUUGUAGGAACGACCUACGAUACGGCCCUCAGGGUCGACUAUGAAUGAUGCAGGCCUAAGUUAGAACAUUGCAUUUCUUAAGCUUACUUAAGCUAUUUGGUUAAUUUGAAGUUGCUCAAAUAAGAGUUUUUAUUUUUUAACUUCGUGGAAUCAGAAUAGGGCAGGUUGAAAUGUGUUUGUUAUGGAAAUAUUGGAUAAGAAAUGUGGCUAUAUUGCAUUUUAAAGUCAGCUUGUUAUGGUGAGCUCAGGUGUCCGGUGCGUGCCUAAUUUUGGCAGUCAGUUAGGUUGUAGUAUUGUAAGGUUUCCUUCCUCUACCUAUAUGAAGUAACUGUAAUAGAAUGCUAUAUUUAUGCGAAAUGUGAUAUACUUAAUAUAAACAAUCCAUUUAAAAAUGGAUGCAAUCGCGAAUCGAAUUGUAGAGGAAGGAAAUCGAUCUUACAUAUAUGAAAAUUCUCUGUAUUUUAUAAUACAGUCUAAUAAAUAUCCCUGGGACUCUUAUUUCCGGGGGCACUAUUUCCAGAACAUUCUCUUGGUUUUAAAUAAUUUCCAUUAUGAGAUCUUAGACUUCUCCUGUUAAUUUAUAUUUAUGCAUGCUGUUAAAAAAAACUCAUUUUAUCAGCCUGUUCGAUCGUUAAAUUUUAGGUUAUUUUUUAAAUGACGGUAUUAGUUAUAUAUUUUUUAAGUUGUGUAUUGUUCUCUGGAACAAUGUUUUGUAUCUGGAAAUAGCUUGUGUAUCUUUACAGUCAUUAAAGGUUAUAUAGUAAAA